AUCUCUGACGGAGCCGUGCUAUUGUUCCUGAGCAAGUAUAUAUUGAGCGUCUCUUUUGAGCAAACUGCUGCUCUCUCUUUUGUUGCCUAAAAGGUUCUCUCUCUCUUCACCAACUCGAUCAGAACCAACACCAACAACUCAACCAAGGACCAACAAGUCUAUCAAUAUGGUGCCCACCAUCACCCGCCUCGCCGGCUUUCUGGCUUUCUUUGGCGCUGUUCACAGCGCCCCCGCUUCCCUUGACCAGGCCACUGUCUCCAUUGGCUUGGAGGGCCGCGAGAUUGUUCCGGUCCAGUGGAACCUCCCCAUCAACAUCAACGACCCCAAUGGCAAGAAGGUCGCUGUCACCGGUACCAUCGAAGAGGCAGUCGCCAGGAUGGAAGCCCACUUCCCUGGUUGGAACCAAUCUUUUGUGGCUCAACUGCCCGCCGUCCAGCUGCCCUCGCGCUUCGGCCUUAGGGCGGACGACGACCCGGAGUUGGGCAACGUGGUGUCUACUGACUGCAAUAUUCCCGGGGAGGCGCAGAGCGAGUAUCGUAUUGGCCAGGGGGUCUCGUACUUGCGUGGCUUGUCGGGCAAAGCGAGCAACAAUCCGGGCAAGUGUGGACGUGUCAGCUGCUCCUAUCACACUGCCAUCUACUGGUGCAAUGAGGAUAUCGUCGACAAGGAGGUCGAGUGGAACGCCAUUGCUGAUGGAGCAUAUGACGUUUGUAGGAACUGCGAGAAGCAAGAUGACAAGGGAGUUUACCAUGCCAAGGGCACGGUGACAUUCAAGGAGAAGUUCAGUGUCACUGUCAAGGAGGACUGGGAAAACUGCUAAAUGCAGAUGAUGUUAUUCGCGGCUAUCUGGCAAUGGAGGACACCGAGAUAUUUCGACCAUUGCCAUCUUCACAGCAAUUCCAAUUGUUCUGUGUGAACCUCUAACUCAACUCUAAGGACCCACUGUUCCAGGGGAAGAAAUGUAUUGGUCUGAAACUAGCUCCGCGGAGCUCCAGGGCUGAGCUAGAUUCACUAGACAAAGAGUUUGGCAUCGCUUAUCUUGGGCCGGGAGAUCUUCGUCAAAGUUUUCUCGUCAGAGCCUUUUUUUGUGAAAUGCUGCUUGGCUUUCUGUGGGGGGGACCCCCCUCAAACCCCCACGUCGAGCUGU
Molecule: messenger RNA, 1147 nt
Organism: Podospora pseudocomata
Lineage: Eukaryota; Fungi; Ascomycota; Sordariomycetes; Sordariales; Podosporaceae
Exons: 3
Coding region: 167-820 (217 amino acids)
Source: RefSeq, a predicted model, not a curated record